AGGUCGACCGAUCUGUUCAUCUUCCUCUUUCUAGUUUCUUGACUACUACUGAACAACAGGAUACUCACAGCAGCAAAUUAUGAGGAUCAGAAAGAGCUUUUUGGCGGUGUUCAUUGUGCUUGCAUUGAUCACUCUGUAUCUCGGAUUUGCGCCGAUCCAGUUCGAGCACGACAAAGUCCUGCAUUUCACCUUCUUCUUUCUCCUCACCACAUCGUUUUAUUGGGUUGUCGACACAACACGGCGAAGGCUCGUCAACGCCACUUUUCUCGUCUGCGUCGUCCUCGGUGGUGUGGGAUCCGAGCUCGUUCAGGCUGCUAUCGUCAAGUAUCGGGUAUUUGACUGGUAUGAUAUUUUGGCCAACGUCCUCGGUUCAUCGCUCGCCCUUCUAAUCUCCACAUUCUACCACAAACGCCUCCUGGAACGAAAGCGGGCUCAGAAAUACGCGCAGCUGCACUCAACCGAUCCGGCUGAUCUCGAAGCCGGCGUCACAGACUCGAUCGCCAUGGAGAACCUGAUGCCAGAGAUGCCGGCCGAGGGUGCUGUCGAUGCAGAGGUUGAGGGUCAUACCGCGGCUGGUGGAAAGCCUUAGUUUGUGUGAGAAAAUGUGAAUAAGUAUAGUGAUAUAAGUUUGUUUUUGUGUGUAUGAUUUAAUAGCGGGACAGUGUAGGGAUACGAGAAAUAAACAAGACUGGUUUGGUUUAUUAUAACAAAAUUCAAUAGGAACUA
Molecule: messenger RNA, 726 nt
Organism: Myxozyma melibiosi
Lineage: Eukaryota; Fungi; Ascomycota; Lipomycetes; Lipomycetales; Lipomycetaceae
Exons: 6
Coding region: 80-589 (169 amino acids)
Cellular component (GO): intracellular membrane-bounded organelle
Source: RefSeq, a predicted model, not a curated record